AUGGAGGAACCCGUUCUCCCGCCGCACGGCGGAUAUGACUCCCACCCCGAGGAAGAUGUCACCGGCCCCAGAGGUCCCCUAAGCCAACGGCCGACAGCACAGAAGACAUUCGACAGUCUCCAGUUCUCACAAUUCAUGAGGAACCACCAAGAGAGUAUAUACAACUCCAGCACUUGUCCGGACAUCAAAGACGAGGAUAGGUCUAUGGCCUGGCUCGUGAAAGAAUCCGAGAGCCAGAGGAUCAUUUCGAGCCCGAGAGAGUACCAGAACGAGUUGUUUGAGAGGGCCAAGGAGAAAAAUAUUAUUGCAGUCCUGGAUACCGGAACUGGCAAGACCCUGAUUGCGGCUCUUCUCCUUCGCCAUACUAUCGAGAAAGAGAUAGAGGAGAGGAGUGCUGGCAAUCCGCCAAGAAUUUCCUUCUUCCUAGCUGACAAGGUUGCGCUGGUGCUGCAGCAGUAUGAGGUCCUCAAAGCCAACCUUGACCAUCGCGUCGAAAAGCUCCACGGCGAUUCCGGUGAUACUGUACUCUCACAUGAUUUCUGGAAACAACAAACAGAAGGGGGUAUGGUGGUCGUUUGUACAGCCGCUAUCCUUCUGUCAUGCCUCCACCAUUCCUUCAUCAAGAUGGAACAGAUUAACCUUUUGAUAUUUGAUGAGGCCCAUCACACCAAAAAGAACCACCCAUACGCCAGAAUCGUCAAGGACUUUUAUGCACCGUUGGAGCACGGGCAGCGAAGACGCCCUCGGAUCCUGGGCAUGACAGCUUCACCCGUCGACGCCAAGACGGACGUGACAACUGCUGCCGCGAAACUAGAAGGCCUUCUGAAUAGCGAGAUAGCCACUGUGGCCGACCCUGCCGUUUACACCAAGGCACUCAUUAACCGGCCUGCAGAGGAACUCAUCAACUACAACAUGCCACUGGAGCCCUUCGAGACAUCUCUUUGGCAAGAGCUUCACAAGGUAAUUGGGCACAACAAGGUUUUUGAGAGAAUGUUCAAUUACUCAAGGGAAUCUACAAUAGAGCUGGGUCGCUGGUGCGCAGACCGAGUUUGGGAACUGGUCUUAACCGAACAGGAGGCGCAGAAGAUGGCGGCAAGGACCGAGCGAAAUUUCAUGUUGUGCAGAGUACGGUUGCCGAUAGCCGCACUCGACGCUGAGCGGUCGGCGGUUCGUGAAGCCUAUCGGAUAGUGGCCGCGCAUUCGCUACCCGAGCCUCAAUGCAAUCUCUUCCAUCUGUCUAGCAAGGUUGAGUCGCUUCUUGGGACGCUCCGGAAGCACCUGGACGUAGAAAGGGACAAGUGUAUCGUGUUCGUGGAUCAGAGGCUGACUGCGAUACUGCUGGCUGACCUCUUGAAACAACCGGGCUUGAACGUGCCCGGUAUUAAGGUCGGUGUACUGUUGGGAACUGCAGGUAACGACUCGGGAGACACCGGGAUGUCUCUGAAGGAGCAGUUUGUGACGAUGCACCAGUUUCGAAAUGGUGAUCUAAAUUGCCUCUUCGCCACCAGUGUUGGUGAAGAAGGCAUCGAUAUUCCCGACUGCAACAUCAUCAUUCGAUUUGACCUAUGCAAAACUAUGAUCCAAUAUGUACAAUCAAGAGGUCGGGCAAGGCGUAAGGACUCGAAACUGUUCCACAUGGUCGAGUUUUCUAACCACAGCCACCUGCAAUCAAUCUUCGAUAACGAAGACAGCGAAGUAAGGCUCCGCGGAUUCUACAAUACGCUGCCUGAAGAUCGGCUCUUGACCGGAGACGAUUAUAAUAUCGACUAUUUCCUAUCCAAGGAGAAGAGCUACCGCACCUACGUGGUGCCUUCGACUGGCGCGAAGUUGACUUACAAGAUCAGUCUCGUGGUCUUAGCCAACUUCGUCUCGACACUGCCACGACCAGUGGAUCGCGUUCACACUGCAGACUACCUAGUGAGGAGCAUCGGUCGAGAAUUCGAGUGUGAAGUCAUCCUACCAGAUGCGUCCCCGAUCAAGAGUGCCAUCGGGCGACGUGCGGCGUCCAAGCAGGUCGCCAAAUGCUCUGCCGCUUUCGAGAUGUGCCUACAGCUGAAGAGAAAGAAAUAUCUUGAUGACUCUCUCAUGUCGACAUUGGCCAAGUCGCUCCCAACCAUGCGCAAUGCACAGCUGGCGAUCAGUUCAAAAAAGCGAGCUGAGUACCCCAUGCGCAUUAAGCCCGAAAUCUGGGAUCGCCGAGGGAUGCCGGAGGUGCUUUAUGUGACGAUCCUAAAAUUAACGUGCCCAGAGGCCAUGGGGAGAUCGUCUAGACCUCUGGCCUUACUUACGCGGUGUCCGCUCCCCCAGAUAGCACGGUUUCCCUUGUUCUUUGGCAGUCAACGUACCUCGGAAGUGGAAUGCAUCCCCCUAUCUCAUGGCAUCAAGAUGACACCGGACGAUAUCAAACAACUCGACCGAUUCACACUAACGAUUUUUGAUGACGUAUUUAGCAAAGUGUACCGUUCAGCACCGGAUAAGAUGCCUUACUUUCUUGCCCCCCUAAAACACACGCACGAUUUCGAGUUUACUACUAUGGAUGGAGGAGACACCCGCACUAUCAUCGACUGGGAAUACCUACUUGAACUUCACAGCGCCGCUCGAUAUCUUGAACUGGAAAACCAGCCUGCCCAUUUCUUCGAGAAUAAAUUUGCUGUCGACCCAUAUGAUGGAUCCCGAAAAUUCUACACUGUCUGCUAUCGUGAGGAUCUCAAGCCCACCGAUCCAGAGCUUCCCGGUGUUCCGAGGUCGCAUACUAUGAAGAAGGCUAUACGCGAGGCGCCCAAGGAUAUUUGGAAUUUCAGUAUCAGCUUAUGGAGCAAUGCGCGGUCUAAAUUGACCGUUAACAAUGACUUACCCGUCAUAGAAGCCGAAUACAUCCCCCUUCGACGCAACCUCCUCGACGAGUUUGACGAUGGUGAGGAUCUACCCGUCAAUGUCGUUGCUAUGGCAUAUAAUUUGCCUGCGAUUAUAUAUCGCCUCGAGUCUAGUCUCAUAGUCCUGGACGCCUGCAAAGCAUUGUCCCUCAACAUUCGGCCCGACCUUGCUCUCGAAGCCAUGACUAAAGACGGCGAUAACACCGAAGAGCAUCUAGAGGAGCGGGUAAAUACUCAACAAGGCAUGGGCAAGAACUACGAACGCCUCGAAUUCCUUGGUGAUUCGUUCUUAAAGAUGAGUACAACAAUUGCCCUAUUUUCACAGAUACCCGAUAGCGACGAAUUCCAAUACCACGUUGAUCGCAUGGUCCUCAUCUGCAACAAGAAUCUGUUCAACAAUGCUCUGGACUUGAAACUCGAGGAAUCGAUCCGGUCAAAAGGGUUCAACCGGCGAACAUGGUAUCCGGAGGGCCUCGAGCUACUGAAGGGCAAGCAGAAUGUUGAGGGGGGGAGAUCACACAAGCUCGCGGAUAAAUCGAUUGCUGAUGUUUGCGAGGCGCUUAUCGGAGCUGCGUACCUAACGACCCACGAACAGAAGAGCUUCGACAUGGCUAUCCGGGCCGUGACUAAGUUUGUUAACCACUCGAACCAUAGGAUGACAAAUUACGAGGAUUACUAUGCGUCAUAUCAAAUCCCCGAGUGGCAGAGUGCUGAAUCUACGGCAGUCCAACGUGAACUAGCGGCACAAAUCGAGGCAAAGACCGGGUAUAAGUUCACAUGUCCCCGACUGUUGCGGAGCGCGUUCACACACCCGUCCUAUGCCACUAUGUAUGAGCGUAUCCCUAACUAUCAGCGACUCGAGUUUCUGGGUGAUUCGCUGCUUGACAUGGUCUGCGUCGACUUCUUAUUCCUCCGGUAUCCUAGCGCAGAUCCCCAGUGGCUCACGGAGCACAAGAUGGCGAUGGUAUCGAAUCAAUUCCUCGGUUGUCUUUGCGUCUCCCUCGAUCUACAGACGCACAUGCUCUCUAUGACGAAUGGGUUGCAGAGAGAAAUCACAGAAUACGUUGCCGCUAUAUCUGAAGCUCGUAGGCUAGCAGAAGAAAAUGCCGAGUUAGCCAACCUCGGUCGCGCGUCGUAUGCGAGAAACUUCUGGGUUGAGGUCCAGAGGCCGCCGAAGGUGCUGGCAGACAUCCUAGAAGCAUACGUUGGCGCGGUUUUUGUUGACAGCGAGUUCGACUAUAACCAGGUGCGGCGCUUCUUCGAGACGCACAUGCUGCCGUACUUCCAAGAUAUGCAUAUAUACGACACGUUUGCGAGCCGUCACCCGGUCUCGUUCCUAGCUAACAUGCUGCAACUUCAUUUUGGCUGCGCCAACUGGCGGGUCAUGACCCAUGAGAUUGGGAUGCCGGGCGGCGGCGCGACCUUCGCGGGCGGCGGCCAUGCGCAGGUGCUCUGCGGCAUCCUGGUGCACGGUGAAGUGCGCGAACACGCGACGGCAAGCAGUGGCCGGUACGCCAAAAUGGCGGCGGCGAAGAAGAUGGUCGAAGCGAUACAGGACCUGAGCGUCGAAGAGUACAAGAGUCGAUUCGGGUGUCGGUGCUCGCGCGAGGAGGCCGACGCCUUAGAGCUCCUGGAGCACGCUACCGCGGUUUAA
This is a messenger RNA of Durotheca rogersii, 4527 nucleotides long. RefSeq lists its product as uncharacterized. The transcript is spliced from 5 exons. Gene Ontology annotation, biological process: siRNA processing. The coding region runs from base 1 to 4527 and encodes 1508 amino acids. Lineage: Eukaryota; Fungi; Ascomycota; Sordariomycetes; Xylariales; Xylariaceae. Gene Ontology annotation, cellular component: RISC complex; cytoplasm; nucleus. The record is from RefSeq and is a predicted model, not a curated record. Gene Ontology annotation, molecular function: ribonuclease III activity; ATP binding; DNA binding.